AUGGCCGAACAUUGAUAGUAAAAGUUUGACCUGCUGAAGGAAAAUUAUUCAAGUUCACGCAAAUCAAUCAUUCGUAUCACGCCUAUAACGCGUGGAUUCAUUUUCCUAAGGAUAUGUUGUCAUCUGGUAAACGCAGCUUGUCCAGAGAGGACCUCAAAACCGCGGAUAAAGAUGAAAAAGAGUCGCUAUUGGAGCAUGACAGCGAUCUCGAUGAGGAAAUGUUAUUCACUCGACCGAGCACGUCAAGUGAAGAUGCAAACGUUAAUAGAAAAAUGGACAACGUCAGGAUACAGAUCCAAGAGGUGACCGACGUGAUGCGGGACAAUGUUCAAAAGGUGAUGGAUCGUGGUGAGAAGUUAGAGGAUUUGCAAGAAGCGAGCGAUCGUCUAAACAUGGCAGGAAACGAAUUCAGGGAAGCUGCAAAAAAAGCGCAACGCAAAGCAUGGAUGCAAAACAUCAAAUCAAGGAUGAUCAUUAUCAGCGUUACUGUGAUAAUCGUGCUUUUUAUCGUUGUUCUGGACAUCAUGGUGCUUUACCUGGUUCUCAGAUAGCGAGCACAAUGUCUCUAACUACGAUUGUUUAAAACAUAAGUAUCCAUUGUCGUGAAGUAUACAUAAAUCUCCGACUGACAAUGAGGAAUACAUAACAUCCGACUGAGGAAUCGCCGAAGUAUCUUCUCUUUUGUAUAUUGAUAUCUUCCGAACCACACAUAUGUACAUUAUAUAGCUAUACAUAAACCUCUGUAAGUUAUAAAUAUAUCUUCUGUUAUAUUUUCGUGUAAAAAACUGUUAUUUUAUUUUUAUAUACAACUGCGCAAUCUGCUAAAAAGCUGCACUUAUUUUUAUCUCACACGAGCAAUUAACUAAGAUCAUGGUUCUGGUUCCUGGCUGCACAGCCGUAUUGAAUUAUUAACAUUUAUUAACAGAUUUUUGUUUAGUAUGUUAAUUUUCUGAUAUUGUAUGUUAAUUUUACACAAUCACUUCUUCUUCGCUGAUAAUCUCGAAGAAUACAAUGAACUGUAAAACAUUUAUUAACAGAGUUUUUUAGUAUGUUAAUUUUCUGGUAUUGUAUGUUAAUUUUGCACAAUCACUUUUUUGCUUAAUAAUCUCGAAAAAUACAAUAAACUGUGAAACACACUAUACACUAUGUACGCACUAUACACUAUGUACACACUAUACACACUAUAUUCAAUGAUAUUAUUUUCUCGAAAAAUACAUUUUUUAUAAUCCGCAUAAUUCAUGCGUCUUUUCACAAAUUUAUUCUACAAAGUUGUUUUCUAAUUAUCAAUAAGUUAUCGCUAACAAGUAUAAAUCUAAGUAUUCUCAAGAUAAAUUGCCUUUUCUAUACUGUGCACAUUAUCACAUA
Pseudomyrmex gracilis is the source of this 1365-nucleotide messenger RNA. RefSeq names its product synaptobrevin homolog 2-like. Gene Ontology annotation, cellular component: membrane. Gene Ontology annotation, biological process: Golgi ribbon formation; vesicle-mediated transport. The record is from RefSeq and is a predicted model, not a curated record. The transcript is spliced from 6 exons. Lineage: Eukaryota; Metazoa; Arthropoda; Insecta; Hymenoptera; Formicidae. Bases 114 to 551 code for a protein of 145 amino acids.